Auanema sp. JU1783 is the source of this 708-nucleotide messenger RNA. NCBI's taxonomy places the organism in Eukaryota, Metazoa, Nematoda, Chromadorea, Rhabditida, Rhabditidae. The record is from the annotation of a GenBank genome assembly.
AUGUUAGUAAGAAAGUGGAGAAGUAAACCAGAUGUUGUUACGAUAACUGUCACUAUAGCUUCUGUUAAAAACCACAAACCAAUCAUAGGAUUCACUGAUGAAGUAGAGAAAUCGUGGCGAAGUCUUCAGAAGAAGCACCAGCUAAAGGAAAAAAAGAUAGGAGAUAAGGGAUUAUUAAAGAGUUCCUCGUCGGAUUUGUUGGAUGAUCACGUUCAAACAACAGUUUCAGCAGAGAAGCUUUCGAAAUCCACAUCUGAUAUUGGUCGUGUAAUGCUUAAAUUCCGAGAAAUGGAGAAGCAAGAGGAGGAUGGACGCAAGGACGAUGUUUAUUCAAAAAAUUUUACUCCAAAAAAAUAUCAAAAAGGAUCGGCAGAGUAUGGAACACCAAAGCCAGGAACUUUAACGGAGAAGCGAGCUCAAAAAGCCUCUAAACACAUUGCACGAGAAAUGCUUUAUCUUUGUGAAGUCAUGCAGGAAUACGGGUAUGUAUCAAAGCGAACAGGAAAAGUUCAAAUCACAUUCGGAAGACUAUUUAAUGUUUAUCAAUUCAUUUCUGAUAAAGUCGUUGGUAUGUUGUUGCGUGCUCGGAAACACAAUAUGGUGGAUUUUGAAGGAGAAAUGUUAUUCCAAAGAAGAGAUGAAGAAGUCGUCAUUACUUUACUUUUGACAACGGAAGAAAUCAAAUAUGCUUAUGAUAACUUGAAAUGA